Molecule: messenger RNA, 5031 nt
Organism: Dichotomopilus funicola
Lineage: Eukaryota; Fungi; Ascomycota; Sordariomycetes; Sordariales; Chaetomiaceae
Exons: 2
Coding region: 1-5031 (1676 amino acids)
Biological process (GO): phosphorelay signal transduction system; phosphorylation
Molecular function (GO): phosphorelay sensor kinase activity
Source: RefSeq, a predicted model, not a curated record
AUGCAUCCCUCGAUCCUCGACACCAGCAUCAUCGACCUGCUCGAGGCCGACCCCCGACCGUCCGUGAUUGUCGCCCUGACCCCGCACCCGCCCACCGUCGUCUACACCAACCCGGCCUUUGCUGGAUUUCCGACCCUGCUGGAUCUGAUCACUUCGAAAAGCGAGGACUGUCGGCCGCUAUGGGAGUGGAUUACCGGCGGCGCUGGUGUCGACCAGGCGCAACAACAGCCGUCGGGCAGCACGCAUGUGUCAGUACCAGAAAGUGCGGGGCCGGCCGCGAGCGCGUCGUUCUCGUACUCGAAUGUGUAUUGGACUCGGUCGGUGGUGCACGAGCAGAUGGUGGUUGUCGGCGCGAAUGAGCAGUUGCCGUUGCGCCUUACGGAUGGGCAGUCUCAGUCGUCCCGGACGGGAGGGUCACCAAAACGGGUCAUGAACGGCGAGAGUGAGGUGGUUGCUGGUGGUGGUGGUGGUGGUGCUGCUGCUUCUGCUGACGAUAACAACACCGAAAAUCGCCCAGCAGCCCGCACAACACCGACGAUCACACCCAUCCUCUCAGUCACCUCAGUCACAGAAAUCGAACCGUGUUUCAAGUCUACUCGGUCUACUUCGACGACAAGUCCCAAGGAAAGACCGCCUUCCCGCGCAGAGGCUGUCCAGUCACUCGGCCACGCCGUCUCGGACCCCGCCUGGAUCUUGCCAGAUAUUACACCAGAACAACGCCCCUUCCUAGACGACAUCAACAGCGUAGACUGGGCCAAAACCCCCCUCGGCCCCAUGCACAGCUGGCACCGUAAACUCGACGAAACCGUCAACCAAAUCCUCGUCGACAGCCGGCCACACGCUGUCUACUGGGGCCCAACCCACAUCAUGAUCUACAACGAAGCAUUCAGCAAAUUCUGCGGCUUGCGACACCCCUCGAUGCUGGGCAUGCCAGUGCUGGAAGCGUGGGCCGAGGCCGGCGAGAUUAUCAAAGACACCAUGCGGGGGAUCGCGCACCCGGACAGGGAUGUGGUGGAGCAUGAGUGGCGGUUUUAUAUUGACAGGGAGUCGGAGAUGGAGGGGGGCGCGCCUUGGCUGGAGGAGACGUAUUUGAGGUGGUCGAUGAUUCCGAUUCUGGAGAAUGGUCAGUGUCUUGGGUACAUGCAGCCCGUGGCGGAGACGACGAGUGUGAGGUUGUGGAAGCGGCGCGAUCCGAUGCUGGAGAAACUCCAUGAGAUUUUGGUGACGGUGCGGGAUGUGGAGAGUUACUGGGAGAAGGCCAUGCAGGGGCUCGCGUCGCUCGAGCCGCAGUAUGAUAUCCCCCUGGCGAUCCUUUACACGGUCGAGGAAGAUCCCGAGGCUGCUGCGGUUGGGGUGGACGCGAACGACGCGGCGGCAAGGAAAGCCUGCCGACUUGUGGGUUCCCUGGGCGUCCCCCCUAACCACCCCAUCGCGCCCGACACGAUCAAGUUGGGCGGUGGUGGUGAUGGUUGUAGUAGUAGCACCACCUACCCGCUUAUCUCCUCCUUCCGCGAGACCUUUGACGCCAACCACCCGACAUUACUACAGACCAGCGACGGGACACUCCCGCCAUCGCUGCUAGACGACCUCCAAUGGCGAGGCUUCGAGGGCGACCCCUGCCGGGCCGCCGUGAUCUGCCCGAUCCGGCCGAUCAAGGAAGACAGUGUGGCGGGCUUCCUCUUCCUCGGCCUCAACCCGAGACGUCCCUACGACAACGACUACCGGCACUUCAUUUCCCUCCUAACCCAGCGGGUGGCGGCGUCGCUCGCUUCGAUCGUCCGAGUCGAGGAGGAAGCACGGAGGGGCCGCAACGCAGCUGAGCAAGCGGCCUCGGAUCAAGCGAUGCUCAAGCAGCGGCUGGAGGUACAAACGAAAGAAGCCAAUGAGUCCCUUCAAAUGUUCGAGGCCGUCGCCGAGUUCGUGCCCGUGGGAAUGAGCUUCGGCGACCCAGAGGGCAACAUCACCUACGCCAAUGACGCAUGGUACAAAAUCACCGGGUACCCGGGAACCGGCCCUGUGCCCCGGCAGGGCUUCCUCUCCUGCGUCAAGGACCAAGACCACCAUAUCAUCAUCGCUGAGUACGAAAAACUCAAGACCACCCGCAACGUUGAAUUCGAGUUCCGCGUGAAGCGGCAGCCAUCAACAACAACAACAACAACCGACACAGCGACCGACACAGCAGCAGCAGCAGCAGCGACAGUGGAAACCCUUCCCUCGUCCUCCCUCACGCGUUCGUCGCCGAGCUUUGGAGAAGCCGAAGAAAUCGACCUCGUAUCGCUCGAAGACGUGCGCGAGCGCAACGUACUCGCCAGCGCGCGGGCCGAGUACAGCGCCGACGGCCGGCUCAUGCGAGUCCUAACCUGCCUGACCGAUGUAUCCCCGCAGAAGAGCGUUGCGCGGGAAGCGCUGCGCCGAGCGCAACAGGCCGAGAACCUCCGGCGCAUGGCCGAGUUCGCCACGGUCGGGUUAUACGACAUGACCGUUGACGGCCGGUUGCUCGGCGCCAACACGGUGUUCUUCGAGAUGUGCGGGCUAAGGAAAGUCGACCCGGCGUGCGUGGAUAUUCGACCCUGGCAGAGCUGUGUGCGCAAAGAGGACCUGCCGCUGCUCACCAGUAAGCUGGACCAGAUGGUGCGCGAGGAUAAAGUGCAGAACGUCGAGAUCCGGCUCAACACCACGUGGACGACGGAAGACGGGUCGGGACAUAAGGUCGUCAUGCCCCGCUGGGUGCAGGCGACGCUGCUUCCCGUCCGGUCGUCGUCUGAGGGCACGACCCAGAGUUUUACGGGCUGCUUGAGUGAUGUCUCGCUGCAGAAGUAUCAGUUGGAAUGGGAGAAGGAGCGGAAGGAGGAGGCUAUUGAGUCGAAGAGGCAGCAGGAGAACUUUAUUGACAUGACGUCGCAUGAGAUGCGGAAUCCGCUUAGUGCUAUCAUCCACUGUGCGGACGCUAUCACGGCGACGCUCUGUCGGGUUCAGGAGCUGCUUGGGGGUGGAUUCUACGGGAGUGUAUCGUCCGACCAGGGCGUGGGCGCGUGUGCGGGGGCUGGUGAGCUGCCGGUGCCUAUGCAUGCGAGCGAGGACUGGGCGGCGGAAGCCCGCGAGUUGGUGGAUAACUGCAUCGACAACGCCGAGACUAUUGUUAGUUGUGCGAACCACCAGCGGCGCAUCGUCGAUGAUAUCCUGACCAUGUCGAAGCUGGACUCGAGUCUGAUCUCGAUCACCAGGGUCAUUGUGGAUCCCAUCAAGAUGGUGAAGGAAGCGCUCAAGAUGUUUGAAGUGGAAGCGCGCCGGGUUGACAUCAACCUCAGCAUGGUGGUUGACCCCGGCUACCACGAGCUCGGCAUCAAGCACUUGAUCUUCGACCCGUCGCGUCUCAAGCAGGUGCUCAUCAACCUGCUCACCAACGCGCUCAAGUUCACGGUUUCCGUCCCGACGAGGAAUGUCACUGUGGCUGUCAGCGCCAGUCUCAGCGAGCCCACCGAGGCCAGCAGCAAGGUCUCGUUUAUCCCGCGCUCCGAGGAGCCCCUCGAGGAGAUGUACGACCAGCCGGCCCCUCUCGACCGCGCCAACCCCGUGUUCCUGAUGUUCGAAGUCGAAGACACCGGCGAGGGCCUCACGGAAGAAGAGAAAAACAACCUCUUCCAGCGCUUCGUACAAGCCUCCGGCCGCACACACAUCAAAUACGGCGGGUCCGGACUAGGCCUCUUCAUCAGCCGCCGGCUCACCGAACUCCAACACGGCGCCAUCGGCGUGUCCAGCCAACCCGGCGUCGGAAGCACCUUUGCGCUGUACAUCGAAGCCUACCGACCAACAGACGAAGCCCUGCGCGAGAUGUACGCCACCGAAGCCGCGGGCCAGUCCGCCCUGUCCGCCCUGCGCUUUCAUCCCAGCCUCAGCCGCCGUAGCAGCAACAAGCGCGCCAUCAGCAGCAGCACCCUCGCUAGCGAGUUCACUUUGCCCACGGCGGGGAGCGCGGGGAGCGCGGGGAGUGUGUCUGGGCCGAGCACGUCGGCUACCACCGCCGUCACGCCGAGUAGUGAGGUGGGGAUGGGUCCCAGCCUGGGGUUAAGCCUGCCGUCGCCGUCGCCGCCGCAGAUUAAGGGGGUGUUGGUUGUGGAGGAUAAUUUGAUCAACCAGCAGAUUACGAGGCGCGGGUUGUUGAGUAUGGGCUUUACGGUCGAUGUGGCGAAUCAUGGGGUCGAGGCGCUGGAGAAACUGUGUCGGACUGAUCGGUAUGCGCCGCCGGGUCCGGCAGGGGGUUUUCCUUUUUCGGGCGGGAGGUCUCUGUCUUGUUCGGCCCCUGGCAAAACCGACGCCGACGCCGAUACUACAACCACCACAAACACAACCACCGCAGCUACAGCCCCAACAAGCCCAACCUCCCCCGCACCACCACCCACCACCACCACCACCACCCUUAACACAGCAACAGCCACCAGCAUGGCCACCAUAGCCCACACCCUCCACACCAACCCCCUCCACACCCACACCAGCGGCACAACCCCAACCCCAGGCGCCCCAGGCGGCACAACCCCCCACCCCUUCCCCCUCUCCAUGAUCCUAAUGGACAUCGAAAUGCCCAUCCAAGACGGGUUAACCUGCACGCGCCACAUCCGCGAACUCGAACGCGCCGGACACAUUGUCGGCGGCCGGAUCCCCAUUAUAGCGGUCAGUGCGAAUGCGCGGAAGGAACAGAUCCGUGAGGCUCGCCAGGCGGGGUGUGAUGAUGUGUUGGUCAAGCCGUAUCGGAUGCCGGAGUUGUUGGAGAGGAUGAGGGUUGUUAUGGGGAUGGUUGUGGGGGCUGGGGAUGCUGAGACUGAGGAGGAUAGGGGGAGGGAGGGGGAGAGCGAUGGGAAAGAGGGGGAGAGCGAUGGGAAAGAGGGGGAGAGCGAUGGAAAGGAGGGGGUGGUGAAGACUGUGGUGGAUAGUCUGCCUGUGGGGGAGGUGAAGGCGGAUGGGGAGCCUGCGGUGGAGGAGAAGGUUGCCGUGGAGACGGUUGUGAGGGAUGUUGAGGGGGUUGCGAGUGUCUGA